Messenger RNA from Westerdykella ornata, 3794 nucleotides. RefSeq names its product leucyl-tRNA synthetase. The record is from RefSeq and is a predicted model, not a curated record. The coding region runs from base 109 to 3615 and encodes 1168 amino acids. The transcript has a single exon. Gene Ontology annotation, biological process: leucyl-tRNA aminoacylation. Lineage: Eukaryota; Fungi; Ascomycota; Dothideomycetes; Pleosporales; Sporormiaceae. Gene Ontology annotation, molecular function: leucine-tRNA ligase activity; aminoacyl-tRNA deacylase activity; ATP binding.
GUUCCCGAUAACGCCUUCUCGUCGUCCUUUAGCCGCUCCCAUCUUUCGCUUGCCGUUAUAGACAUAUAGACGCUUUUUUUCCUCGUUCACUCCAACACCUUCUGCACCAUGGCUACAGCGCCAGCGUCUCAGCACCUCCCCAAAGAUGCCGUCAAGGCCACUCUCGACUCUCUCGAUCCCUCCCUAAGCUCCAAAAAUACUUUGAAGAUUGAAAACACCGAGAAGCGCGACACUCUCAUUGAGGCGGAGAAGAAAUACCAGAAACUUUGGCAAGACCAGCGCGUUUUCCAGCGCGAUGCGCCAACCCUCGAAGAAGAACCCUUCGACUCCGUCACCCCCGAAGAGCUGCACCAGAAAUACCCGAAAUAUUUUGGCAACUUUGCCUACCCUUAUAUGAAUGGCACCCUCCAUGCAGGCCACAGCUUCACUGUCAGCAAGGUUGAGUUCACCGCCGGCUUUGCGAGAAUGCAGGGCAAACGCGCCCUUUUCCCCCUCGGAUACCAUGUGACUGGUAUGCCUAUCAAGGCCUGCGCGGACAAGCUGGUGCGCGAGAUUGAGCAGUUUGGACGCAACUUCGAGCGCUGUCCUGUCGAUGACAUUAUUGAAGAGCCUCCCACCGAUGGCGAUAUUCCUCCUGCACCCACGCAAGCGGAGACCAAGACGGAUCUCAGCAAGUUCUCCGCCAAGAAGGGCAAGGCCGCAGCCAAAGCCGUCAAGUCCAAGUACCAAUUCCAGAUUAUGCUUGCUCAGGGCAUCCCGCUUGAGGAGAUUCACAAGUUUGCCGACCCGUACCACUGGAUCCAGUACUUCCCUCCGCUGGCCAAGAGAGAUCUGACAAACUUUGGUGCGCGCAUAGAUUGGCGCCGCCAAUUCGUCACUACCGACGCCAACCCCUACUAUGACUCAUUCGUCCAAUGGCAGAUGAGGAAGCUCAAAGAGCUCGGCAAGAUUAUUUUCGCGAAGCGAUAUACAGUGUACAGCCCAAAGGAUGGGCAGGCAUGCCUGGAUCACGACAGGCAGUCGGGAGAAGGCGUCGGCGUGCAGGAGUACACUGCUCUCAAGCUGAAGGUCAAGGAAUGGCCCCAGUCCGCGAAGAAGAUUGUCGAUGGCAAGGUCCCCGAUGGUGCGAACGUCUACUUCAUCCCCGCCACCCUCCGUCCUGAAACCAUGUAUGGUCAGACUUGCUGCUUCGUUGGUCCUAGUAUCGACUAUGGCGUUUUCAAGGUCUCCGAUAGCGACUACUUCGUCUGCAGUCAACGCGCCGCGCGCAACAUGUCCUUCCAGUCCAACGUCUUCCCCAAGUGGGGCGAGUAUCCCCAGGUCGCUUCCUUCAAGGGCAAGGAUGUUAUCGGUACCGUGGUCAAUGCUCCUCUUUCCGUCCACACCGAAGGCGUGCGCAUUCUGCCCAUGGAGACCGUGAAGGAUACAAAGGGUACUGCCGUCGUUACCUGCGUGCCGUCGGAUUCGCCCGACGAUUACGCUACCGUCGUGGAGCUGGCAAAGAAGGCCGACUACUAUGGCAUCCAGAAGGAAUGGGCUGAACUCGAGAUCAUCCCAAUCAUUGACACGCCUUCAUAUGGGAACCUGACCGCCAAGAAGCUCGUCGAGGAGCUCAAGAUCCAGUCUCCCAAGGAUACCAAGAAGCUGGAAGAAGCAAAAGAGAAGGCCUACAAGGAAGGGUUCUACAAGGGUACGAUGAUCUUCGGAGACUUCAAGGGCAAGAAAGUUGAGGAGGCGAAGGCCCUUGUCAGGCAGCAGCUGAUCGACUCUGGUGAUGCGUUCGCCUAUGCCGAGCCUGAUGGGAAAGUCAUCAGCCGAAGUGGAGAUGAAUGUGUCGCAGCUCUUCUCGAUCAAUGGUUCAUGAACUACGGCACCGCCGAGAACGGUGGCGAUGGCGAGUGGGCUCGACAAGUCCUGGAUCACAUCGAAGGUGACCUCAAUCUUUACUAUCCCGAAGCCAAGCACGCCUUCGUCGGUGUCAUCAACUGGCUCGCCAACUGGGCCUGCGCUCGCAGCUACGGUCUGGGAACGAAACUCCCAUGGGACCCUUCAGUCAUGGUGGAAUCACUAAGUGACAGCACCAUCUACCAGGCCUACUACUCCUUUGCUCACCUCUUGCACACGGACCUCUUCGGAAAGGACGUCGGGCCCCUGGGAAUCAAGCCGGAGCAGAUGAAAGAUGAGGUCUGGGACUACGUCUUCGCUCGGCGAGACCGCAAUGACAUCCCCGACACGGACAUCCCCAGGCAAGCCAUCGAGACUCUCCGCCGCCAAUUCGACUACUGGUAUCCUGUUGACAUGAGAACGUCCGGCAAGGAUCUCAUCCAGAACCACUUGACCUUCAAUCUCUACGUACAUGCUGCUCUCUUCGACAAACCCAACUGGCCCCGUAGCUUCCGUGUCAAUGGCCACCUCAUGCUGAACGGUGAGAAGAUGUCCAAGAGCACGGGUAACUUCUUGACGCUCGAACAAGCGGUCGGCAAGUUCGGUGCUGACGCAACCCGUAUCGCUCUUGCCGACGCCGGUGAUGGCAUUGAGGAUGCCAACUUCGAAGAGGCCGUUGCCAACAGCAACAUCCUGAAGCUGUUUGAGCUACGCAAGUGGUGCGAGGACAUGGUUCGUGAGGCCAUCAUCGUCGACGACGGGGAGAAGUACAGGCAAACCCGCGAUAGCGAGCGUCUCAAGAACGUCGACGUCAUUCAGCGAAAGGCCGGCAGCCCCAGGAACGUAUGGGACGACAUGUUUGAGAACGAGCUGAACUCGCUGGUUGCUGAGACGAAGAGGCAUUACGAAGGUACGAUGUACAAGGCUGCGCUGAAAUCCGGUUACUAUGACUUCACUGCCGCUCGUGACUUCUACCGAGAGGCGACAAAGUCUGCAGGGUUGGGUAUGCUCGAGAAUCUCGCGAAGCGGUACAUUGAGCUGCAGGCGCUCAUGCUCACGCCAAUCGCGCCGCACUGGGCAGACUACAUCUGGCAGGAAGUUUUGGGUAAGAAGGAGACGAUCCAGAAUGCCGUGUGGCCUGAAGUUCCUGAGACAGUUCCCUCCCUCACUGCGGCCCGGGAUUACGUCCGCGUUACCUCGUCCAAUAUAACUUCUGCAGAGGGCGCCCAGAUCAAGCGUCUCGCAAAGGGAAAGGCCACCGUGUUCGACCCCAAGAAGGACAAGAAGGUCACGAUCUACGUCGCGCAAUCCUGGCCCGAAUGGCAGACCAAGUACAUCGACCUCCUCAAGAGCUCGUAUCCCAACAUCGACAUCAAAGCCCUCAGCAAAUCCAUCGACAAGUCCGAGUCGAAGAAGGCCAUGCCCUUCAUCAACAACCUGAAGCGUCGCCUCGAUAAUGGCGAGAAGCCCGAUGACGUGCUGAACCGCCAGCUUGCGUUCAACGAGCUUGAUACCUUGCACGCAAUGGUCCCGGCCCUGAAGCACUCGAUUCAAAAGUGCGUUGCUGUGGAGAUCAUCUCGCUUGACGAGGGCGGCAAGACGGGCACUGUUGUCAACGAGGAUGGAAGCAAGGGUGAGGAAAAGAAGGACCUGCCGCCUCAAGCGGCCACCGCGGAGCCCGGUUCGCCCAGCUUCGCUUUCGAGAAUGUUGAGGGUUUGGCUGUACGGUAGCCAUCAGGUGAGUAUCUCGAAAGGGUCAAGAGGGUGGACAUCAUGGCAGUUGGUAUGUGGAUAUGAUUGCAUGAGUGCAUUUCUGGAAGGGAUUCUGUUCAGGCCUUGCAUAUAUCAUGGUUGAUGCGGUUGUGCUGUGUUAUUUAGACCUUCUCCGAGCAUGGGCGUGUAUACGCCUG